AAACACAUCUGACAAUUUUCAGGUCAUAUGUAAAUCUUCUUGGCGCGAUGUUAUUUGCGGCGAAAUGCGUAGUCCCCAUUUUCGGUCAGCAAUCAUGUUCUAUGGCCACUUUGAAGGAUAUCGCAGUAAGAUUAAAAUCUGUCAAGAACAUCCAAAAAAUUACGGCAUCAAUGAAAAUGGUAUCAGCUUCGAAAUUUGCUAGAGCUGAACGGGACUUGAAGUCAGCCAGACCUUAUGGUCAAGGAGCAAGAGCCUUUUAUAAAACUGCAGAGUUAGUUGCAGAGCCGAUUGAACCCACCGCAAACGACCUUAUUAUCGCCAUCACUUCCGAUAGAGGACUAUGCGGUGCGGCUAAUAGUAGCGUUGUGAAGGCGAUCAGGACAAAGAUACGUAAUAAUACGGAGUUAGAGAAAACAUGCAAGUUGGUCCUAGUUGGAGACAAAUCUCGUGCAAUGAUGCUACGACAGUAUCGUGAUAUGUUUUUGAUGACAGUUAACGAGGUUGGAAAGAAAGUGCCAACUUUUGAAGAUGCAUCAAUGAUAGCUCAGGCUAUAAUUUCAACUGAUUACAAAUUUAAUAAGGCAAUAAUGUUUUACAACACAUUCAAGUCAGUUGUUUCGUACAUACCCACCAUGCAGCCUCUCUUGAGCAUAGAAGGAUUAAGCUCUUCUCAAAAUGUUUCUAUUUAUGAUUCAGUAGAUGAUGAAGUUCUACAAAACUACAAUGAGUUUCUCUUAACAUCGCUCAUAUUCUCUGCACUGAAAGAAGCUACUGCUAGUGAACAGUCAGCCCGAAUGACUGCUAUGGAUUCUGCUACGAAGAAUGCAGGUGAAAUGAUAGAUAGGCUUACACUCAGCUUCAACCGGACGCGACAGGCAGCAAUCACACGUGAACUUACUGAAAUCAUAUCUGGUGCCGCAGCAGUCUAACUUUGUCGAGUUAUAUCCUAUGUAUUCAUAGUUGUAUGAGUUAUAUUAGCACUAAAUAUU
Messenger RNA from Trichobilharzia szidati, 989 nucleotides. NCBI's taxonomy places the organism in Eukaryota, Metazoa, Platyhelminthes, Trematoda, Strigeidida, Schistosomatidae. The record is from the annotation of a GenBank genome assembly.